GUUCACGUCUCCAGAUUAUCAACCAGGAGGAUAAUUAAAAUCGAGAUAUUGAACAAUUCAUUGGGAAGUGCGGAGAUUCACUUGUUGUCUUUACAUUUACAGAUGAGUGCAGAUUUCGAGACAGGCUAUAUGUUUGGUAUUAGGGAUGCGUGGGUCUCUGCAGUCGCAAAGCAUAAUAAUGCAGUUAGAGCUUAUGAAAAAAACUUAGUUAGAUCUCAACGUUCAAUUGCCAGAAUUACAGAUCUGCUGGAGGAGAGUUUUACUUCGCUUUCCCUUAGUGUAAAUUCUGAAGGAAAUGAAGAGGCCUCUACAAAUACGUGUCAAACAGAAAUAAAUUAUACUCCAGCAGAAAUAUACCCUUCGACAGCAUGUAUGGGUUACUAUGGGUUUUCGCGGAGACAAGCUAAUCAGGAUUUACUCAAUGAUAUCAUCAAUAACAUCAUCAGUAUUCGAAUCGAAGUAAUGAACCUGCGAUGCCAGAAAUUAGGAUCUGUCUUGCGUCCAUCGGAUAGCUUGAUAAAUGAAAUUGAAGAAAUCGAAACUCGAGCUUUGACUUUGAUGACUUCGCCAUCUUCUAUUUUCGAUGAUUGUGACGGAGCAAUGGAUUAUCAAAUGGAAUUAAUCAUGAAAAAACUAGAACUUCAAGCUAAAGAAUGUCUCCUAGCUUGCAAAACUCUUGCUUCCACAGGUACUCCAAAAACGAAGCAACUGCAGUCAACGAUAAGUGUUACAUCAGAUGUGUCAUUGUCUGAGAAUGAUUCUGUGUUCCCAACUUUUGAAAAGGCCCGUGCACUGCUUGAAAAUUACACAAAUAUACUUUAUCCGUCAUUAUGGGAUUCAAAAUUCAAAAUGGAUGCCUUAAAAAUAAAACAGGAUAUUACCUGUGCAUGCAGUCAAAUCAGUUCACAUGACCCGCUUCAUUGUAUUGGUAGAUUAGAGUGUCUAUUAAAUAUUUUUAGACGUACCACUAUCACUGAUUGCUCAAAACAAACAAAUUUUGAGAAAUUACGAAACACCAACCAGUUGAUCGACAAUUUUUGCAUGGCAAUGUCUCUAUUCUUCCUCCAUUUCUCAAGCAGAAAAGCAAUUCGCGUAUAACAUUGACAUAACGUUGGUAUAUGCUUCUCUUCUUUCUGGGAUUUUCUCACUGUUUCCCGAUAAGCUGUUUGAAUUCUUCGGUCGAAUAUUCCUUGCUUGUCCGGCAUUGGGAUUAUUUUCUGACCCAAGUGGUCUUAACUUAAUCGAAGAAAUGUUUUCAACCACUGAUAUUCUGUCUAAUUGGCGUGGAAUAGCUCGUUUGUUUACCGCACUUUUAUUGGCACAUCCACCUCCACAUCUUGGGGUUUCUCGACACAAACUUCUUAAUCCUUCACUCCUUUGGCGAGUAAUAACAGGGAUAGUAAAUCAAGAAUUUAUUCCUUGUGCAACUGCUGAAGUUUUACACGGGAUAUUAGAACUUGGAGGCUUUGUAUUUGUAAAUCUCUACGGUAAUCAAGCAAAACGUCUUUUCAUACCAUCGGUAUGAUUGUUAAUAAAUCACCUGUACUACGCCAAUCACUACCAGAAAUACAAUUAUUGUCGUUGCUUGAAAAGUAUGAGAGUAUCGAUAAAAUUCCAGAUCGAAUCGGUUUUAUUGAUAAGAGUUUUUGGGAUUCUGUGUGAUGUUCACUUGUAUAUAAAAAUCAUAUUUAUUUUUAUAAUUCGAGAUUUGUAUAUAUUUACUUUUGUAAAUAAAAAUACACUUUUAAAAUAUAGUAUCCUGUCACACUAUUCCGAUUCAUUAUGUAUUUAUAGAGAUUUGUUAUGUUGUGUAUUUCAUUUUGACAUGAAACAUACUUAUGUAACUUUUCUUUGGUUAUUAAAACUGGAUUGAAUCUAAA
Molecule: messenger RNA, 1880 nt
Organism: Schistosoma mattheei
Lineage: Eukaryota; Metazoa; Platyhelminthes; Trematoda; Strigeidida; Schistosomatidae
Source: the annotation of a GenBank genome assembly